AUAAUUAAAGUGCAUAGCUAAAUGCAUGUUCGUUUCCAUUUUAAAUUGAACAAUUUGUGAAAGGUGGGAAGUUAAUUGGGUAUGUGUUAGAUUAAACAAUGCCAAGCUACAUACGCAUACCUGGAAGAUGGUUUCUUGAAUUGAAAAAACUAAAAAAAAACAUUUAAGUGGAAAACGUGCACGAGCAGUAAGUAUCAGGCGCGUCCUCGCCUCUUCUUGUCUGAGCAAUAAAAUAACAUUUAAUCACUGCAUUGAAUUAACGUCCAUAACGAGAAACACACACAUCUCCUGUUCUUUGUUGUGUUUUUUUUUUAUAAGCCUUGUAUAAAUCUGUAAGCGUCUCACGAAUAAAAUCCAAAUAUUCUGAGGCGGAAUGGUAAAUAAAUAAAUAUAUUCCCCAUUCAUCGUCUACUUCCUGGUGUUCAUCGGAAAAGAGCUGCUAGCGGAUAGCGAUGUUUACGGUCGGAUCUGACACCGGGCAUCAUAUCGUUUGCGCGACCGCGUAGAUUUGACGGACGUCAUUCUUUACGUUUUUACUGAGACGUGUAACCGAGAAGAUGUCUUCACAAUGACAGGACGAUGCAAUCAGUGUCAGACCAGGUGAUCACGCUAUCUCAGUCAGAUUACUAUCCUGUUAUCUCUAUGAUGAGACGAGGCUAUUAACAUUGAAUCUCAAAAGCUAGACUAAUAUUUGAUAAAAACGCAAGAGGAUAUAGCAUUGUUCUCGUUUGUGUCCAUUCUGGAUUACUUCAAUAUCGUCUGUGAGGGAGAAAAUGGCAAGAUUGAAUCUAACUGCAAAGCUUGUGGCACAAGGAUUCAGGCUAAACGGACAGUUACUUCUAACUUUGUUACACAUUUAAAGCGCAAACAUCAGGCCAUGUAUGAUGAGUUUGUGAGGAAGAAAGAUGUGAAAAGGGAGGCAAUGCAGAUGUGUACUGGCCCUCCAAGUGGCAGAGUGAUCUCUCAGAGUGGUGCUGGAAUGAACAAGUUUGACUACAGUGACCCUCGCCAGUCCCUAAUUUCAGAAGCCAUUGCCAAGAUGAUCAUCCGAGACCUGCAGCCGGCACAGAUAGUGGAAAAUGAGGGUUUUCGGGAGCUUCUUCAGCUACUGGAGCCCCGUUACAUACCAGUACCAUGCCAUUAUAUACAACAGCAGCUCCUGCCAGCCUACGUCACCCAAGUCCAACUAGCCGCCAAACAGGCUUUAAAAGGAGCCGAGUCCUGCAGUGUGACCCUUGACCUGUGGAGCUCUGUGGGUCAUAACACUAGUGUUGGGUUUCUUGGAGUGACUUGUCAUUUCAUUAACACAGACUGGCAUAUCAGAUCCGCUCUUUUGGCAUGCUUACCUCUUCCAGACCACAGCAACACUCAGCAAGUGCUCAGCGAAUUUGAUGAGAUCUCUGAGUCCCAUGGCAUCUCUGGCAAAGUGUUCAGAGUCGUUGCAGACUUGUCGCCCUGUGAAAACAGAUCAGCUUUUCGUCUUCCUGGGUUCAAUCUCGUUAGAAAUGGUGAAGAAGAUGAGGAAGAUGGUAGCGAUGAAGAGUCCAGUGCAGGGGAAGCCAAAGACGCCAUUAGUAGCAAAGAGAACAACAAGUCUUUAGAUCAGUGUCUUGGUCGAAGUAGGAUAGACUGCUUUGCUCGAUUACUAGCUCAGUGUGUUAAGGAAGGAGUUUGUGGUUCCCCUCAAAUAUCCAUUCCUCUAAACAAAGGAGCCCACCUGUAUAACUACAUAAUUGCUACAGUGGCUCCUGAAAAACUUGUCCAAGUGUUCGGCUCCAGCACCUCAACAAAUUGGCAAAGACCCUCAUCCACAUACAAGUGGAAUGCUCAGUUAAAAAUACUACGGCAAAUGGUAGAGUCAAUGGAUUUUCUUGAAGACAUUGUGGAUAGACAUGACCUUGUCCUCAGUAACUUAGAAAAAGCAGAGCUACGGGAGCUGGUUGAAGUGUUGGAGCCUUUUGAGGAGGCCUCAGACAUGGUCCAAGGAGACAAGCACGUGUCCAUCAGCCUAGCCCUGCCCUGUGUGCUAGGUCUGCGCAAGCACCUGGCCGAGGUCGUUACUCACCAGUGCUCUGGGAUCGUGAUGGCAUUGUCUCAAGCUCUGGACCGCAGACUGGCAGGCAUUCUUGAGGACCCGCUUUAUGUAACAGCCACCACCCUGGACCCACAGUUCAAGCUGUCCUGGAGCAGUGACAGCGACUGGCACAAACAGGUGCUGCUGGAAGAGGUUGGAAAGCAUACUCGGCCUUUGAGUCCACUAGAACAUCACUCAGAGGCCCAGCCGUCACCGUCCAAACGCUGCAAGCUGUUCUCUUUCAUUAAGCAGAGGCCGACCACUCAGGCCAAGACUGUGGAGCAGGAGCUGUCCACAUAUCUCCACGAAGAACCCACAGACGAGGAUCCACUACAAUACUGGAAACGCAAGUCCAUCGACUUCCCCCUACUCUCACAAGUAGCCAAAAAAGUUUUUACUGUGCCAGCAACAACCACAUCAGUGGACCAGAUAUUUAACAUGGUUAGUAAGACACUCAGACCAGAGCAAUGCCGACUUCUGCCAAAAAAUCUGGACACUCUGAUUUACCUAAAGGCUAACUAUAGGAUACUUUGGUCCUAACUGCAAAGAGAGCUAUUUUCUAUGGAUUUUCUUUUUACAGAUAUCACACCAAACACCUCAAAUGCAAAAUGGGGAUUGUGCCUGAUAUUUGUCUAGCUAUAAAGAACAGUGCAUUUACCCCAAAGUAAACAAAAUACUGUUGUCAGCUAAUACAAUUUUUCUUUUUAGGUACAAAAGUUACGCAUAAAUUAGAUUAAGAAACUAUUACGAGUAACAAUUUAUAAUAACUUUUUUCUAUCUAUCUAUCUACCUAUCUACUUACUAUUUGAAAAUAUAAUGGAAUCUAAUGAAAAUGAAAGUUAUUAUAAAAUGUUAACCUAUUAUGACUCAUUAUCUGAUGCUGGUUGCCUUUAUUGAAGACUUAUAAAACAUUAUGUUCUGUCAACUCACUUUCUUCACCCAAAACUGCAACAAGAUCAUACAAGUGCAGUGCAUACUGUACUUAUUAUUGAUUAAGUGUUAAGUAUUUACAUAACAAUUUUCCUUCACUAUCAGCAUGACCAAGUACCCCAGAAAAUACACACUUCUUGUAGCCAAAUGCUUUCUUAAAACACCUUUAAGAAAAAGAAUAGUACAUUUCCAGCUAAAUUAAACAAUGUUAUGAAACAUUUAGUGUAUAAUAGUUAGCUUUAUAUUAAUCUAAGGAAAGAACUGGUCAAAUAGAGUUACUGUGUAGCUGACAGGCUUUUUGUGUGGGCUCUUUGUGUACAAAACCCACAGGGUAGAAAGCUGUAGGCAGGUUCUGUAAUUGAAAAUAAUUACAUUUCAGGCCUAUGGGGAAUCGGAGAACACUGAUGGUGGACUGCAGUCUCUCGCUGGCAGGACUGAACCGAGAGCAAUCAAGCCUGUGGGAUAUUAACAAGAGUUGUUGUGCAUUAAGGACCUUUUGUUAUGAAAAAGACAUUUCCAUUUCAGUAAAAGUGUUUGUUAUCAAACCUGA
Molecule: messenger RNA, 3554 nt
Organism: Carassius gibelio (silver crucian carp)
Lineage: Eukaryota; Metazoa; Chordata; Actinopteri; Cypriniformes; Cyprinidae
Exons: 3
Coding region: 878-2614 (578 amino acids)
Molecular function (GO): protein dimerization activity
Source: RefSeq, a predicted model, not a curated record